Molecule: messenger RNA, 921 nt
Organism: Ipomoea triloba (trilobed morning glory)
Lineage: Eukaryota; Viridiplantae; Streptophyta; Magnoliopsida; Solanales; Convolvulaceae
Product: ATPase WRNIP1-like
Exons: 1
Coding region: 1-921 (306 amino acids)
Source: RefSeq, a predicted model, not a curated record
AUGACUAACCAAAACGAAAAGCCGCCCACCAACCACAAGCAGCAGCAGCACAUUGACAGAAAGAGGAAGAAUGUAAACAACAAUGACAAUGCCAAAUCCAUUCGGAUCAAUCCUAAACACGAAGAUAUGCUUGAUCUUUGCUUGUGGUCUCCAAACCACUCUGCAAAUCCAUCCUCAUUCUCGUCUCCACCCACCACUCCAACCCCAUCUCAAUGGCAGCUAAGUUUGUCUCCACUAUCCUCGCAGCCAAGUGCCCACCCACCGCCGCAGCAGCCAAAUCCAAACCCUUCACCACCCUCCUCCCCGCAGGAGAGGGCGGGGGAGGGGGAUGGAGAAGGUAGUAUUGACAAUGACAAUGACAACGACGACAACAACAACAACAAGGAUGCUGUUGACAAUGACAACGACAACAACGAUGCUAUUGACAACAAUAGCGAAACUAUCGUGCCACCUUAUGAAUGGGCGACCGAUAGGCCUGCCAUAGUGCAUACUCUAGACCAUCUGUUAUCGAACCGGAUUGAGAAGAUCAAGGGAGAAGUGAAGUGCAAGAGGUGCGAGUGCGAAUACGAAAUGGAGCUGGAUUUGAGAGACAAUUUCUCACAAUUGGAGGAGUUCAUAUGGGAAAACAAAGACGAAAUGUACGAGCGCGCGCCCGAAGUUUGGACCAACCCGACGCUCCCCAGGUGCCGCUACUGCCACCAAGACAACAGCGCAAAACCCGUGAUAAGUCGCAGCCAGAAAGCCAUAAAUUGGCUCUUCUUGCUACUGGGCCAGCUGCUGGGGUGUUGCACCCUGGUUCAACUCAGGUAUUUCUGCAAACACACAAAGAAUCACAGGACCGGUGCCAAGGAUAGGCUGCUUUAUCUUGCCUACCUCACUUUGUGCAAGCAGCUUCGCCCAACCGCUCCUUUCCAUCGCUAA